Drosophila rhopaloa is the source of this 906-nucleotide messenger RNA. RefSeq names its product metallo-beta-lactamase domain-containing protein 1. The transcript has a single exon. Lineage: Eukaryota; Metazoa; Arthropoda; Insecta; Diptera; Drosophilidae. Bases 89 to 772 code for a protein of 227 amino acids. The record is from RefSeq and is a predicted model, not a curated record.
AAGACCGUAAUUUAAGGUUCUUAUAGGCAUUAAUUAUCGGGUCACACUAGGCAUCGAGCGGAAGAUGUUUUGUUUUGCUUAAUAAAUAAUGGCACUAAAUGAUCCGACCCUGCGGAACCAAGUAAUCGUGCUCCAGGACGGUUAUUCUCGCCAAGAAGACGGAGACGAGUCCACCAUGAGAGCGAACUGCACCUGCACGCUGGUCCGCUGCAGGGAUGGCACCAACGUCAUAGUGGACACAAUGACGGCCUGGGAUGGAGAGCACCUUCGUUCGUUGCUGGGAGAGCACGGCCUGGGUGUCGAGGACAUCCAAGUGGUGGUGUGCUCCCACGGACACUCUGACCACAUCGGGAGCAACUACCUGUUUCAGAAGGCACGAAUGCACCUGGUCGGGGCGUGUGCGUCGCAUCGCGACCUUUACAUGAAUCACUUUGGCAGCGGAGAACAGAAUGAGGAACUGGCGCUGGACUCUAAUGCUGAGGUGAUUGUAAGGCGGUCGCCAGGACACACUCUCAGUUGCGUUUCCGUGAUUGUCGACAACUCCCAGUUGGGGGGACGGGUAGGUAUCACCGGAGAUCUCUUCGAGCGAAGCGAGGAUAUAGACGAUGAGAGCAUUUGGAAGGAUGCUGGAAGCGAGAGUGAGAAGCUCCAGCGGGCGGAGCGCAAUAAAAUGGCGCAUAUUUGCGACUUUAUUGUUCCAGGACAUGGUCCUUUGUUCCCCGUGACCCCAUCAAUGCGUUCAAAGCUAAAAGAAGACGCGUCUAGUGCCUAACCUAAUCCGUUUAAAAUAUAUGUUAAUUUGCAUAAAUCUACUUCCCAAUUAUCAGACAUGGCUAAUCCAAGUUGACAAGAGGCCGCGACCGCGAGUUAGGGGGAGUUAACUGAAUAAAAAAACAAUACAGUUAA